CUAAUCCCCCAUCACCAGACAAGCAGAGUAGAGCAGGACGGAGAGAGACGUGAGCCAACGAGUGCAGAACAGAACAACUCCACUAAGACAAGAGAGAGGUGGAUAGUUCCCUUUACCAGGAAAGAAGGAGAGAAGAUCAAGUCUUUCAGAAACACCAACAGGAGAAGAAAUAUGAGACUGAGGCACAUUUAAAACCUCUAAUCUGCUUUACUCACCAACUGAGGACUUAUUUCUAGCCCCAUUUUAUGUUGGAACAGUUACAUUUCUUUCUCAUUCUACAAGAGCCUACACACUGAUUGUAGAGAAGUACGUUUUGAGGAGCAGGAGGCUGCAGUGGUGGAGAUCAUGCCCGGGAGAGGAGCUUGUUCUGGGGCAGGCGUGGGGAGGUUACCUGGGUACUGGGUGUGUGUGCUGGUUCUCUGUGCCCUGGUGACAGGCUAUGCCAGCGCAUGCCCUGCCCUGUGUACCUGCAGUGGCACCACAGUUGACUGCCAUGGGCUGGGCAUCAAAACUAUGCCCCGGAAUAUACCCCGCAACACAGACAGAAUGGAACUGAAUGGGAAUAACCUCACACGCAUCACCAAGACUGACUUCUCUGGACUCAAGUACCUCCGCGUGCUGCAGCUGAUGGAGAAUCAGAUUGGAGCGAUAGAGCGUGGAGCGUUUGAUGACAUGAAGGAGCUGGAGAGACUGCGCCUGAACAGAAACCAACUGCAGCACCUUCCAGAACUACUGUUUCAGAAGAACCCUGCACUGUCACGUCUAGAUCUGAGUGAGAACAACAUCCAGUCCAUCCCCAGAAAGGCUUUCAGAGGAGCUACAGACAUCAAGAACCUUCAGUUGGAUAAGAACCACAUCAGCUGCAUCGAGGACGGAGCUUUCAGAGCACUGAGGAGCCUGGAAUUACUGACUCUGAACAACAACAACAUCAGCAGCAUCCCAGUCUCCAGCUUCAACCACAUGCCCAAACUACGCACCUUCCGUCUCCACUCCAACAACCUGCACUGUGACUGUCACCUGUCCUGGUUGGCCGAGUGGUUAAAACAAAGGCCUACAAUUGGUCUGUUCACCCAGUGCACAACUCCAUCCCCGCUUAGAGGACUCAACGUGGCUGAGAUACAGAAACAUGAGUUUACCUGCUCAGGUCACUCAGAGAGCUCCGGGUUGCAGCCUUGCAGCCUAGGGGGAGGUACGUGCCCUGCCAUGUGUACCUGCAGUAACAACAUCGUGGACUGCAGAGGGAAAGGCCUCACAGCUAUACCAGACAGCCUUCCAGACACCAUGGCAGAGAUUCGUCUGGAGCAGAAUGGGAUCAAGUCAGUUCCUCCCGGUGCCUUCUCUCCCUACAAGAAGCUGCGCAGGAUAGACCUGAGUAAUAACCAGAUAUCUGAAAUAGCUCCUGAUGCCUUCCAAGGCCUGAGAUCUCUCAACUCACUAGUCCUGUAUGGGAAUAAGAUUACGGAGCUUCCCAAAGGACUGUUUGAUGGACUAUAUGCCCUGCAACUACUGUUGUUGAAUGCCAAUAAGAUCCACUGUGUUCGGGCCAAUGCCUUCACAGACCUGCAGAACCUAUCUCUACUGUCUCUGUAUGACAACAAGAUACAGACUGUGGCCAAGGGCACCUUCGCUUCUCUCAGAGCUAUACAGACACUUCACCUGGCCCAGAACCCGUUUAUCUGUGACUGUAAUAUGAAGUGGCUGGCGGACUACCUGCGCUCCAACCCCAUAGAGACCAGUGGUGCCCGUUGUACCAGCCCCAGACGACUGGCCAACAAACGCAUCGGGCAGAUCAAGAGCAAGAAGUUCCGCUGCUCUGCCAAGGAACAAUACUUCAUCCCUGGCACCGAGGACACCCGUCUGAAUAAUGAGUGUAACAGUGAUCCAGUCUGUCCUCCUAAAUGUCGCUGUGAGUCCAAUGUGGUGGACUGCUCCAACCUCCGAAUCAACAAGAUACCAGAACACAUCCCUGCCUCUACCACUGAACUUCGUCUGAACAACAAUGAGAUCACUACACUGGAGGCUACAGGAGUCUUCAAGGCCCUCUCCCAGCUCAACAACAUUAACCUUAGCAACAAUAAGAUCACGGAGAUUGAGGAUGGGGCAUUCGAGGGGGCGGGGUCUGUCAACGAGCUCCAUCUUUCAGCCAAUCAGCUGGAUUCUGUCCGCAGCGGAAUGUUCAAGGGACUGGAGGGACUACGCAUGCUAAUGUUGAGGAACAACAAGAUCAGAUGUAUCCAUAACAACAGCUUCACCGGCCUGCACAACGUUCGCCUGUUGUCUCUCUAUGACAACCAGCUAACUACCAUCACCCCUGGAGCCUUCGAUACCCUGCAGACACUGUCUACACUUAACCUCCUGGCUAACUCCUUCAACUGUGACUGUCAUCUGGCCUGGCUUGGUGAUUGGCUGAGAAGCAGAAAGAUCGUCACGGGCAAUCCCCGAUGCCAGCGCCCCGCCUUCCUCAAAGAGAUCCCACUACAGGACGUGGCACUGCCUGACUUCCGCUGUGAAGGGGGAGUGGAGGAGAUGAGCUGUGUGCCCAGGCCUCAGUGUCCCAGUGUGUGUACAUGUCUGGAGUCUGUGGUACGCUGCAGUAACAAACACCUCCGUGCGCUGCCCAAAGGCAUCCCCAGAAACGUCACUGAAUUGUAUCUAGAUGGGAACCAGUUCGGCAUGGUGCCAAAUGAGCUUUCUACCUUUAAAUACCUCCAGUUAGUAGACCUUAGUAACAACAAGAUCAACUCUCUCACCAUCUCUUCAUUCUCCAACAUGAGUCAGCUCACCACACUGAUCCUGAGUUAUAACUCUCUGCGCUGCAUCCCCAGUCUGGCCUUUGGUGGACUGCGCUCCCUUCGAUUACUGUCUCUCCAUGGCAACGAGAUCUCCGAGCUUCCUGACGGCAUCUUCAGUGAUGUGGCCUCUCUGUCUCACCUGGCUAUUGGUGCCAACCCCCUGUACUGUGACUGCCGUCUGCUCUGGCUGUCUGACUGGGUGAAGACGGGCUACAAGGAGCCAGGCAUCGCCCGAUGUGCCGGACCUACUGGCAUGGAGGGCAAGCUGCUGCUCACCACCCCUGCCAAGAAGUUUGAGUGCCACGGUGAGGUGGACAGCGGCGUUCUGGCCAAGUGUAACCCGUGUCUGUCCAGCCCGUGUGUCAACCAAGGGAUCUGUCACAGUGAUCUGGCAGAGAUCUACAGGUGUAGCUGUCCUCCUGAAUUCAAGGGUAGAAACUGUGAGACUUCUCUGAACGCGUGUGUCAGUAACCCCUGUGUCAAUGGGGGCACCUGCCAACUCGAUGAGGAGGAGGCAGCAGCAUACAGCUGUGCCUGUCCCCUUGGCUUUGACGGUCCUACCUGCCUGACCAACAUAGAUGACUGUGAAGAUAAUGACUGUGGAAACGGAGCUGCCUGUAUAGAUGGAGUCAACCACUAUACCUGCCUCUGUCCACUGUACUACACAGGGGAGGUGUGUGAGGAGAUGGAGGAUGUGUGUGCUCCAGGUGUCAGUCCGUGUCAACACCAAUCUACCUGUCUCAUCACCUCUACUGGGCCCCAGUGUGUGUGUUCUCCGGGCUACGUCGGUGAUGACUGCAGUGUGGACUAUGAUGAUUGUGAGGGGAAUCGCUGUCCGAACAGAGCUCAGUGUGUCGACCAACUCAAUGGAUACUCCUGCUCCUGCCCCGAUGGCUACAGUGGUCAGUUGUGUGAGGUGCCCCCCUCCCCGCGCUCUCUGUGUGACCUGGCAGACUGCCAGAACGGUGCCCCGUGUGUGGAGCGAGCAGGCCGGGCACUGUGCCAGUGUCUCCCUGGGUUCGGAGGGCCUCGCUGUGAGAAGCUGGUCAGCGUUAACUUUGUAGACAGAGACUCCUACCUGCUGCUCUCUGACCUCAAGAACUGGCCCCAGGCUAACAUCACACUGCAGGUGUCGACAGCGGAGGAGAACGGUAUCCUGCUGUAUAAUGGAGACAAUGAUCACAUCGCUGUAGAGAUGCAUCAAGGUCACGUUAAGGUCAGCUACGACCCUGGCAGCCAGCCUGGGCAUGCUAUUUACAGUACUGAGACAAUCAACGACGGUCAGUUCCACACGGUGGAGCUGGUGACCUUUGAUCAGAUGGUGAACCUGUCCAUCGACGGGGGUCUCCCCACCACCAUGGAUAGCCUGAGGGGGGUCCGGCCCCUCAAUGGGGAGGCUCCGCUAUACGUGGGGGGUAUGCCUGUGGACGUCCACUCGGCAGCCUUCCGCCUGUGGCAGAUCCAGAAUGGCUCCAGUUUCCACGGCUGCAUCCAGAACCUGUAUAUCAACAACGAGCUGCAGGACUUCACUAAGACCCAGAUGAAGCCGGGUGUGGUGCCAGGCUGUGAGCCCUGUAGGAAGAUCUACUGCCUGCAUGGUAUCUGCCAGCCGGACGGGGCACAGGGACCAGUCUGCCACUGCCAGCCAGGCUGGAGUGGACCACACUGUGACCAGCCUGCCGCCAACCCAUGCCAGGGCAGCAAGUGUGUGCAUGGGAAGUGUAUUCCCCUUGACCUGCAGUCGUACCGCUGUGAGUGUGUGGAGGGUUACCGUGGCGCCCUGUGUAACCAGCAGGGGGAGCUGUUUAACCCCUGCCGCAGCCACAACUGUAAACAUGGACGCUGCCGGAUGUCUGAUUCAGGAGACGCCUACUGUCACUGUGAGGCCGGAUACAUCGGAGAGCUCUGUGACGCAGAGUCAGAGUGUCGAGGGGAGCCUGUGAGGGACUUCUACCAGGUGCAGCGUGGAUACACCAUCUGCCAGACCACACGCAUGGUCUCCUGGGUAGAGUGCUCCGGCGCCUGCGACACGGGUGCCUGCUGCACAAGCCAGCGAAUGAAACGUCGGAAAUCCACCUUUGAGUGCAGCGACGGAAGAUCAUUCAGCGAGGAAGUGGAGAGGACCAUCAAGUGUGGCUGCGUGGGCUGUAUGUAGCACGCUUCACACAAACCUGCUAACGCCGCCGAACGCACCACAGAGAGAACCGGAGAGGAGUAAGAGAAAUAGUAUAAAGAAAUAUAUAUAAAAACCUCUAUGUAUUAUGGGACAACAGUCUUUAUAAAAUAGGACAUUACCUCCUCUUGCUUUGGGUGUGUGACGUACAGAAACACACCAACCACCAAAACAUUGUAUCUGCAACAUUGUUUCGGAGGGGUCUAAAGAUGUCAAAGGUGUUGCAUUCAGAGCAAGGACUCAACCAACCUCUCAUACACACAUGGUCUAAACCUCUGGCCUCUUGGCCAUCCAUCCAUUAGGUCCCAGAUAGCCUAAGAACCAUCUCUCAUCUUUUCUUCCUGAUGGCAGUGUGUGGAAUGUAGCGUCUGUCCUGGUCAGGGUGGCAGGAGGGAAGAGGUACAGAGAUAUUGAAAGAGAGGGAGGAGACUGGGGUUUGGCUGUAGUUGAGUUUGGUUAGGCAAGGGCUGGAGCUGGGCUGGAGUUGGGCUGGAGCUGAGCAGAAGCUGGGCAGGGCUGGUAUAAGCUUGCCUGGGCUGAGUUGAGCCAAAUAAGGUCAGGCUUAGCUGGGCUGGGCCGGACUGCAGUUGAGCUGUGCUGGGCUGAGCAGAGCUAGGGCUAGGUCGGAAUAUAGCUGGUCUAGACCGAAGCUUAUUAGACUCCUGGAGCUUUUAGAACAAGAUAUGUCCAUUAUUUUCCUUAUUUAUAACACUACUGCACUGAAUACCAGCACUGAAAGUCAGUGCCCUUCACAGUGCACACACAUACAUACACGCACCCACACAGUAGAGAAUGGCCUUGUCUGAGCAGAAGGAAACACACACACACAAACACACAUUUUCUGUCUGUGCAGAAAGGUAAUUUAAUUUGAAGCAAUACACAUUGAGAUGCAGGUAGACUCUCCAUUUCCCUACUGUAGGCUAUAAGCUAUAACCCCACCUGGAGCAGGCAGUGCCCGUUGAAGACCCAUCUCCCAGCAUGCAUUGCCUCAGGAUGAUUUGCAUAAGCCCUCCCCCCUUUGAGCAGGAUGAUUAGGCCCCUCAAUGCCUUCAGUAUUAAACGUCUGCAAACUGUUGCAUGUGAGAAGUUUGCAAAUGGAUAUGUAGAGCUUUUUAUUAUCAUGAUGUAUAUUAUUACAGAACAAAGGUGCAGAAUAUAAUUUUUUGUUUGUUUUGUUAUGUCUAAUUUCAAUGAUUUGUUUUGCAUUAUAUUAUAUUACUCCUUCAGCCCUCUCUUUAUACAGAAAUGCCUAACAGAUUCUAAUAUAUAUAUAUUUGUAUUUCAUUUUGGUAUAGUAUUUUUAUAUGUUAAAGAGUAAAUCUGUGUUUUCUGGAAGCUUCCAAUGGAACGGGCAGGAUGGCGUUUGAUUGGUUCCAUAGCUGUUUUCCUUUGUAUAUUUCACUUGCUCUAACAAGCUAGUUUGUGAUUGUCCAAAACAAGGUAGCGAAUGGUUGGCCUUGUUCUAUAGGAGGCGUAUUUAUGUACAAACAUGUUUAAUAUUGUAUAUGUUGUCUUCCAUUUGAAUAUGACAUCUAAUUCAUUUAAAAGUCUGUCUGCUGUUUUGUUUUAUUUAUUUUAUCUUAAGACUUUUUCCUGUAGAGUAUAAAAGGCAUAAUAAUUUUUGCAGAUUUUCAAAAAUUAUUGGAAAAAAAGGAAUACAAAGUUACAAUAAAAACUAGUGUAACAAAAAAGAAAAGCUGUAAGGUAUUUGUGACAUCACUUAAUAGCCAUUGAAGACAGUGCUUGUGCCCUCUGGCUCAGACACAUUCCUCAUUGUCUGUUGGGCCCGAGUGGGUGGAGUUCAAAUGCAAAUGAGAGAGAUGCCCCUCCUGCUCUGAAAUAGAUGUUUCCUGUAUUUACCAUACUCUGAAAUAUAGUGAAAGGGUUUUGAUCGUCGUGUUGAUUUUGUUGAAAUGUUCCGUUGAAUUUCUGUCAUUUUAUUUUGGGGACAUUUUCCGUCGUAGAUAGAAGUAAUUAUAAGAUUCAAGUGAAACAGUCACAGUUGACUGAAACUUAUCUGCUGUAGGAAGCUUACUUAUUGUGGAUGUGCACAAAGAUGGAGUCUACAUUUGACCUGCAUUAAGCACUAUUAAUGCUGCCAUCUUACCAUUGUACUGUGGUGGGGGCAUGGCUUGAAUGACAGCAAACUGUAGACCUGCCAUCUUACCAUUGUACUGUGAUGGGUGCAUGGCUUGAAUGACAGCAAACUGUAGACCUGCCAUCUUACCAUUGUACUGUGGUGGGGGCAUGGCUUGAAUGACAGCAAACUGUAGACCUGCCAUCUUACCAUUGUACUGUGAUGGGGGCAUGGCUUGAAUGACAGCAAACUGUAGACCUGCCAUCUUACCAUUGUACUGUGAUGGGGGCAUGGCUUGAAUGACAGCAAACUGUAGACCUGCCAUCUUACCAUUGUACUGUGAUGGGGGCAUGGCUUGAAUGACAGCAAACUGUAGACCUGCCAUCUUACCAUUGUACUGUGGUGGGGGCAUGGCUUGAAUGACAGCAAACUGUAGACCUGCCAUCUUACCAUUGCACUGUGAUGGGGGCAUGGCUUGAAUGACAGCAAACUGUAGACCUGCCAUCUUUCUGUACAUCUGCAAUUGGAUCCACCAAUGAGUGUUUUGUCCAUUUUUACAUGUACAGUUAAAUCUCUCUACUAUGACAGAAUAUAGAACAAGCUUCAGAGAUGAAAGAAGGUGCCAGUGGCAGAGUAGACCAGUCCAACCUGAAUGUUUAUAGAUAAAUAUGAACUGAGCUCACUCCUGAAGGGGUAUGGAUCAGCCAUCAUCCUGUUUAGUUCACAUUAUAAAAGGUAUAAAGACACCACAUCCUGUGUUUUAAAAGUGGGAGACAUACAUGACUUUGGAGUAGGAUGGAGACCUACAGGACUGUGGAGUAGGAUGGAGACCUAUAGGACUGUGGAGUAGGAUGGAGACCUACAGGACUGUGGAGUAGGAUGGAGACCUCUAGGACUGUGGAGUAGGAUGGAGACCUACAGGACUGUGGAGUAGGAUGGAGACCUAUACGACUGUGGAGUAGGAUGGAGACCUACAGGACUGUGUAGCAGGAUGGAGACCUACAGGACUGUGUAGCAGGAUGGAGACCUACAGGACUGCGGAGUAGGAUGGAGAUCUACAGGACUGUGGAGUAGGAUGGAGACCUAUAGGACUGUGGAGUAGGAUGGAGACCUAUAGGACUGUGGAGUAGGAUGGAGACCUACAGGACUGUGGAGUAGGAUGGAGAUCUACAGGACUGUGGAGUAGGAUGGAGACCUAUAGGACUGUGGAGUAGGAUGGAGACCUAUAGGACUGUGGAGUAGGAUGGAGACCUACAGGACUGUGGAGUAGGAUGGAGACCUACAGGACUGUGGAGUAGGAUGGAGACCUACAGGACUGUGGAGCAGGAUGGAGACCUACAGGACUGUGGAGUAGGAUGAAGACCUACAGGACUGUGGAGUAGGAUGGAGACCUACAGGACUGUGGAGAAGGAUGAAGACCUACAGGACUGUGGAGUAGGAUGGAGACCUAUAGGACUGUGGAGUAGGAUGAAGACCAACAGGACUGUGGAGUAUAAUGGAGACCUACAGGACUGUGGAGUAGGAUGAAGUUGAACCUAUACACUGACUGAGAUUUGGGGGGGGAUUACGGUCAAAUUUUGGGAUUGGAAGGCUGAUCCUAGAUCUGUGCUUAAGAGCAACUUCUACCCAGAGCACCCUGUUGCAGUGGACUCCAUGUUUGCCACCAUGUUAACCCUGGUCUAGAUUCAAUCAGAUCAAGUGCUCACCGGCGACAGCCGAAACCUGCAUAGCUGAUGUUCUAACAGUUUUGGAGGUGUAACUACUUUGGAGCUCUCAACAUCGGCAAGCAGCUGCUCCUGAUCAUUGUCAUGAAGCCACACCCGUCCCUCUCAUGUUAGAAGUUCAGUACGAGAAAGAGUAGGCUUUAUGGAAAUAAUUGAAAAUCAUUCAACUAAAUUAAAUAGGCUGAGAGAAAUUCUGAGGUGUAGAUUACAUAUCACAUUCCAAUGUUCAAACUCGCAAACGAGGCUGCAUGGGCUUUCUCUUAAUGCGACUCUGUGCAGACAAUAGAGCCCUACAGUGGUGUCAUAAUACCCAUAAAACCUAGCGGUCAAACAGGGAAAUGGUUCCAAUUGUUUUUCACAUAGGGAAUUUUCAAAGCACUUAAAAUAAGGGCUGUGUUUCGUGUAGGCAUACAGUACCAUGGCGUGACGUUUUGAUAACCAUGUUCAUCUCUCUAGGACAAGGUGCCUUUUAUUAAUAUAUUAGUCUCUAUUUACUCUCAAGAUCAAAUUGCUAAUUAGCAUCAAAGUAGACAUCAUCUAAUUUUAAAGAAUGUAGCCCAUUCAUUAAUUACUAAAUGUAGCUAACAUUAGAUAGUUAAUCCAGAGAUCCUUACCUUCGCCUUGACUUGGCAGUCUCAUCCAGAUCAUCAUGGCAUUUGUAGUUCCUUAUACAUUUACAUUACAUUUAAGUCAUUUAGCAGACACUCUUAUCCAGAGCGACUUACAAAUUGGUGCAUUCACCUUAUGACCUCCAGUGGAACAGCCACUUUACAAUAGUGCAUCUAAAUCUUUCUAAGG
This is a messenger RNA of Salvelinus fontinalis (brook trout), 9564 nucleotides long. RefSeq names its product slit homolog 1 protein-like. The record is from RefSeq and is a predicted model, not a curated record. The coding region runs from base 346 to 4947 and encodes 1533 amino acids. The transcript is spliced from 36 exons. NCBI's taxonomy places the organism in Eukaryota, Metazoa, Chordata, Actinopteri, Salmoniformes, Salmonidae. Gene Ontology annotation, molecular function: Roundabout binding; calcium ion binding; heparin binding. Gene Ontology annotation, biological process: axon guidance; negative chemotaxis.